Messenger RNA from Strongylocentrotus purpuratus (purple sea urchin), 8048 nucleotides. RefSeq names its product C3 and PZP-like alpha-2-macroglobulin domain-containing protein 8 (gene cpamd8). NCBI's taxonomy places the organism in Eukaryota, Metazoa, Echinodermata, Echinoidea, Camarodonta, Strongylocentrotidae. Gene Ontology annotation, cellular component: extracellular region. Gene Ontology annotation, molecular function: endopeptidase inhibitor activity; protein binding. The record is from RefSeq and is a predicted model, not a curated record. The coding region runs from base 1058 to 7378 and encodes 2106 amino acids. The transcript is spliced from 40 exons.
AGAUUCAAUCUCGCCUUGACGGUCAGCUUCUUCAAGUCCUGUAUAAAGUCGUCACCACUGGUGGCUUCUUGUUGAGAUUGAUGAAUUUCUGCACCUAUUAAAAGGAGGAAAACUUUUCAUUUUUCGAGGGAGAAGAUUAGGCCUAUGCAGUGUAAUUUGGCAAAAAAUAGAGCUGUAUGCAGAGUAGAAAAGUUUGAUAUGAUGACCUCCUGGUGAACCGUGUAUUACUGGCAACGUUUCUGGACGCACGCACCGCUCACAUUUCCCUUUGUUCAAACGGAAAAUGUUUAUCUACCCUACAUCCGACAGCGAGCCUUGAUUUGUGGAGCUUUUCUACUUUACUCUCGACCUUUCUCACUCUAGCUAUGCAUCGCGAUAGACCUGGCAUCCGGAUCAUUAACAAUACAUCGCACGCGCAGUUCCACGCGUGCUCCUGUACCAUCAUCAGCUCUGGUUAACUUUUUCUAAAAACGACUACAGUUUUUGGUAGUGCGUUGCUCACUUCAAGAUCUGGCCGGUGAAAAGAUGCGGUACGACGAACUCGCAUCGUAAAACAAAAAAAAAUCGUCAUAUUCAUCGCGAGCGAGCGAGCAGGAACAGUAGCACGGAUGUCAGUGAUACGAUAAAGACUCGCAUCUUGUUAGCGGAUUCCUCGAUUGUUGCUGGGAUGCUGGGGCAUGCAGAGGUUGAAGCCUAGAAUUAUUACUGUGACCCAGAGUUCACUAGCCUGGUUGGAAGGCCCUAUACAGCUAGUCCUCAUCCCAUGUUUUACGGCAAGAAAUCUGAAACCCCAUCGUGCUGUUUACCAAACGAUCAUGUAGCGGAACCAUCAAACGUGUCCUGAAUUAUUGCACUCUUCCAUUUUAAAAAAAUACUCAAAUGCAGCUGUAUUAAUUCGACAACUUUCGACUAAAUAAGGUGGAAAAAGUUUUGAGAACGAACGCGGCGAUUGGUGAAGAUCGAUCCGAUGGUGAUCUGUGCAAACGUAUGGAUUUGAGAGUAUACAAUCUCAUAUUGGUUAUUCUGUAACUGGAAACUAUUAGGCUUGUGGCUCAAUAUGGAAUGGACAAAUGUGCAUCUUUCGUUGUUGGUGUUGACCUGUUUUAGUACAGUGAUAUCUGUAUUUGCGGAAGAAGGGUACUUGGUGGCAUACCCUCUCGCCUUUCGACCAGGGGUAUCGGAGAAACUCAGUGUGACCAUCUUUGACUACAAUGAACCAAUUCUGGUGGAAGCCAGGAUAAGAUGGAGAAACAAAACCCUUGCUAACAUCGGCGAAACCAUUUCAGGCAAAGGGUCAUUGAUACUGAAAGUACCAGAUUAUGUAACCGGAAAGGCGGUUCUUGAAAUAUGUGGUAACUGCCAGCUCGGAUCUCAGGGUUUCAACUUCAAGAACUCGUCUGAAAUCACGGUCUUAGAGAAAAGCACAUCCGUCUUUAUUCAGACCGAUAAACCGAUUUACAAACCGGAACAAAAAGUUCUUAUUAAUUUAUUCACUACGGGUCCAGAUCUGAGACCUAAAAACGUACCGAUGCUGGUUUACAUCUUGGAUCCGAAAGGGGCCAGGAUGAUCCAGUGGAAAAAUCUUGAGCCAACAUGCUGUGGAAUUGUUAACGCGAGUUUCCCUCUAUCUGAUCAGCCUGUGCUCGGAGUGUGGACUAUUCUAGUGGAUAUGCAAGGUCACAUGUAUAACAAAACCUUCACCGUCGAAAAAUAUGUUUUGCCGAGGUUUGAAGUUAUCAUAGAUCCACCGGGGUUUAUUCGAGAUACAAACAAGUGCAGUCGGGUGGCAGUCCAUGCUAGAUACACUUUCAAACAACCUGUGAAAGGAAAACUCACCAUCAAUAUGAAUCUUCAUGGUCUGGGGUAUUUUGACGACUAUGUGGGUAGAAAUAUGUACCUUUUCAUGGACAUUAAUGGUACGGCCAUGUUUGAUCUCUGUAUCAACAACCUGACGAACUCGCCCCUCAAGAAUCACUUCCGAGGCACCAUCCGAAUCGAAGCCAGUGUGACGAGCAACGAUGGAAAUGUCUUCACAGCAAUGGACGAGACAUGCCUGGUUCACAAACAACUCGUCUCAAUCGAAUUCGCCCCAGAAACGAAGAAACAUUUCAAGCCCGGGCUUCCUUACUACGGAAGGCUGUUCGUAUUCUAUCCCGACGACACACCAGCCAGCAAUGUCGUCGUCCGAAUCAACGUCGACAAGAACACAGACAUUGUUUUCAGGGAAGAGUACGAGGCCGUGGACGGAGAGGUGUCGUUUGUAAUCCCAUUACUUCCAGAUGGAGACGGACUUCUUUGGCUAGAUGCUCUCAUAGUAGCAGUUGAUGGAAAAUCAGUUGGUAGCAGCUACCUUUCGCAUUUCUUAUCACUUGGGAGCUGGUAUUCACCCAGCAGUUGCCACCUAUUAAUGAAAGCACAACCGAAAUUAAAGGUGGGAAAGAGGGCUUCUGUAAAGAUUCAGUCGACCUGCCCCUGUAACUUUAGCCUCCAUUAUGAGGUCAUGGCACGUGGUAACAUCGUUACGUCAGGAGUCAGUGAAGUAGGGAGGCAGAAAAGAGAAGCUAACCAGGCUCUUGAAGCCGAACUGAACAGUACUAUAUCACAAUGUGAGACAGAGAUCAGUUUUAUGGUGACUGCAGCUAUGUCUCCGACCAGUCGCCUCUUGGUCUAUUACGUCAGAGAUGACGAAGAAGGCGUGGUCGACACGAUGCAAAUCGAGGUGGAACCUAGCUUUGAGAAUAAGGUAACUGUGACAUGGUCGAGGAAUGAAACAACUCCCAAGUCGCAUGUUAACAUGUUGAUAUCUGCGAAGCCUGACUCGUGCGUAUGUGUAGCGACAGUGGACAAGAGUGUUCAACUACUACGACCGGGAUAUCAGAUUACACCGGAAAAGGUUUUUGCAGAAUUAGCAAAGUACGAUCUUUCUGAAGAGCGUUAUGAGGACACGUUCUGGUGGAGGAGUACAUUUAGAAGAAAACGAUCGCCGAUGUGGAACGCCAUGAGACUUCGAGAUGCUGACUUUGCUUUCAGGGAAGCAGGCUUGAGGGUCAUGACUAAUAAAGUACAACUUCGAUUUCAAGAUUUAUCGGCUCUUCACGGAGACGGGACUGGCUUUAGUCCACAUGUUGCUACAAAGAGAUCAGUUCAAAGUACAGACAAGCGAAGAAGAGCUUACUUUCCAGAGACAUGGAUAUUUAACUGUUUCAACAUUAGUUCUACGAGGAGUGACAACUACAUCCAGCUGCAGCUUCCAGACUCCAUCACAACCUGGCAAACCGACGUGGUUGCCCUCUCCCAGGCACACGGGAUGGGCGUGGCUACUACCGCACCCCUAGUUGCAUUUAAGGAGUUCUUUGUGGAAUACACCCUUCCAUACUCUGUGAUUCGAGGGGAGCAGCUCCGAGUACCACUGACCGUCUUCAACUACUUAGAUGUCUGUGUAAAGGUGAGGGUGUCCAUGCAAAUUCAAGAAGGUGUUAAGUUCCUGAACCAUGGGGGUCGUGGUCACACCUUUGACCAAUGCCUCCAGGCCAAGGAGAGUUUGACCACUCAGGUUGAGCUGGUAUUCAAUGAGCUGGGCCAGAAAAGGAUUCAUGCUGGCGCUGAAGCUCUGAUGACCAUGUCAUGUGAUUGUAAUGAUGAGGGUGCCCUAGGUGACAUGCCAGCAACUCUUCUGGCAUUGGAUAAAGUCACUAAUAACAUUCUUGUUGAACCUGAAGGGAUUCUCAGGGGCUACACUUACAGUGUGUUCUUCUGUCCAAAUGAACGGAUCCACAUUUCCACUCCCAACUACGAUGAAUACCAAUUUCUUCAUCCACCCGAGAAUAUGGAUUCCUUUUCUUUCCUCUGCAAGGCUACUAGCAAUGCUAAGCUUGCUUUGUCUCGGGAUCAGACAGACAACAUUGACUAUGAAAUAGUACUUGGAGGCCUAGACAACACACAGUCAUGGAUCUCAAAGGGAAGAGAUGGUGACAGACUGCAGAUUCACAUGACACCAAAUAUUGUGAGUUGGGAGGAAUUCAGAGCUUUCUGGAUUAGCUGGACUGACGGACAAAUUCAGAUCGGUUAUGGGGAGACAAAAUCCAAUGUAUCGGUCAUUCUAACCCUGGUGGACCCUUCAGCCAUUGGUAUGACCGUCCAGUACAUCGGCUUUGCUACAGGCUCAGGAUCGCUUGGAGAAUUCAGGAUUUGGAAGAGGAAAGGUAACGAUGAGAUAUAUCAUGAGGCGUUUACUCUGUCUUUACCACUCAACUUUGUCCCUGGGUCUGAGAGAGCACAAGCUACAAUGAUCGCUGACGUGAUGGGGCCCACACUGAACAAUCUUCACAACUUGAUUCGCCUGCCAUUCGGUUGUGGAGAACAGAAUAUGAUCCAUUUCGCUCCUAAUGUCUACAUCAUGAGGUACCUCCAACGGACCAACCAGUUCGAACCAGAAAUCAAGAAUGAAGCAACGGGUUACCUUAUUCAGGGGUACCAGCGCCAGCUGACGUACAAGAGGCAUGAUGGUUCCUACAGUGCCUUUGGUGAGAAUGACUCCUCGGGGAGCAUGUGGCUCACAGCAUUUGUUCUCAAGUCCUUUGCUCAGUCUAGAUCAUUCAUCUACAUUGACCCCAGAGAGAUGGCACAAAGCAGACGUUGGAUCAUUUCACAGAAAGAAGACGAUGGAUCAUUUCCACCAGUAGGCAGAGUGCUCAACAAAGAUAUACAGGGUGGCAUACAAGGCAAGGUCUCCCUGACAGCCUACGUGGUGGUGGCGCUCAUGGAAGCUGGGGUGGAUUCCCAGGAGGAGAGAGAUUCUAUCAAGGAGGCCCAGAAGUUUCUUGAGGACAACAUCCACCCUGAUGCCAUCACUGACCCUUACACUGCUGCCCUUGUGGCCUACGCUCUGACCCUGAGGAAGAGUGAUUACGCUCCAACGGCUGAAAGCAUUCUCUCUAAUAUGGCCAUUAGGAAAGGUGAUCAAACCUACUGGCGACUGAGCGACCAGCCCCUAGAAUCUCUGCCUUUCUUUGCUCACAUGGGAAACAUCAAGCAGACAGUCACGUCAGCCGAGGUGGAGAUGACCGCCUAUGCUCUCCUCACCUACACACUGCUAGGAGACAUUGCUUACUCCCUGCCCAUUGUGAAAUGGCUGACACAGCAGAGGAACUCGCUGGGUGGCUUCUCAAGUACACAGGAUACCUGUGUUGCUCUUCAAGCUCUCUCAGAGUAUGCCACACUAGCUUACGUUGGACACGUCAGUCUGAAUGUCACCCUGGCUUACACCAACUUUAUUACAUCAGUAGAGGAACAAUUCUACCUUAACAACGAGAACAGCAAAGUUCUGCAAGUUAUGGAGAUCCCUGCUUUCACCCAGACUCUUUUCAUUGGAGCAGUUGGUGAAGGAUGUGGUUUGAUGCAGGUGGAUAUGUCAUACAACAUCCCAGACCCCACUAAGAAUGAGGCCUUCAAGCUGAACGUUAAGAUGUCUGAGAUGCCUUCAUCGCCCAAUCAGAGGAGACGACGUCGCAGGAGUCUGAUCGGGACCAACAAUGAGGUGACAUCUGACCUGGCAACAGAUGAUGACUACAGGGUCAGCAUCGAAGUCUGUUCAAGGUGGCUGCAUGCAGGUUCCUCUAACAUGGCAGUGGUAGAGGUAUCUCUCUUGACUGGAUUCUCUGCAGAUAUUGAGAGCUUAGAGAGGCUCAUCAUGGAUCGGCAGAACAAACUGAAGCGCUAUGAGAUAGAUGGCCGACGAGUCAUUCUUUACUUUGAUGAGAUCUCCAGUCAGUGCAUGACCUGUGUGAUCUUCAAUGCCUGGAGGAACUUUGUUGUAGGCAAGAUGCAACCAGUCCCUGUCAAGGUCUAUGAUUACUACGAACCUCAUUAUGAAGAGACUCGUUUCUACAAUGUAAGCAGUGCAAGCCCCUUGGCAAGAGAACUAUGUGAAGAAGACCAUCCUGACUGUAAUCGUGUAGAGGACCAGACUGGGCCCAGGGAAGAGUUCCCAACCAUCAUAGUGUCCAACAGUGAUGAUGACCACAGCCCAGCUGAUCAGCUGACGUGUGGUUGUCAGCGAUCAUGUCAGCAUGAACCAGGGUCUGCUGUCUGCGGGUCUGAUGGACGGAUCUAUGAGAACUACUGCUACAUGGAGGUCGCUUCAUGUCAGAUGGAGAUGGGUAUCAGAGCUAUGCCCAAAGAUAUGUGCCCAGAACAAGAGCCUGUACAUUCAGGCACCACCAGACAGGAGCGCCCUACAGGUGAGAUCCGGCAACCUUUGAAACCCGAGGUGACCGUCCCUGACAACAACAUCAACGACAACCCUACCAUGACUGUCACUCAGUCCAGUUUUGUCUUCAAACCUGAUGACAACACCACCAGUAUCAGUUCCAUCUCCAACACCACCAGUGAGAGCACUUCAGAGUUUGAUUCCGAGGACAGCUCAGCAGCAUCCUCAUCUUUGUUUGAGGAAGGCAGGAAGGUCAUCGGCAGCGCAGAUUUUGUGGACUCACUGGACUUUGGACUGGACGAUGUUGAUGACAUUUACAAGGACGUGGAAGUGGAGACAGGAACAGAUUCAAUGGAAGACUUCAUACCAGAAGUGACAAAAAUCACUCCAAUCUUGAUUGAUUUGAAGAACCAGAAAGGAUUGGGCUUAGGACUAGAUCUAGAGGAUGUUAAAGAUCUUGUUGAAGAAAUAAACCUUAGCCCAAAGGAUCAACAGUCCUUGAAUGAAGAACAUGUCUUAUCUGAUGAAGGUGUGAACUACCCUGAGCUACCUCCUACACCAACAUCAAGUAUCACCCCAAAGACUCUUCCUAUCAAGACAUCACCAGACUUGCAACCGAAUACAACAAACCCAACUAACGGAACUUCCACGCCUCCUGAAGUGGGCUUGAACCCAGCAGUACCAUCUGGAUUGGUUCCUGGGCUACCUGAGGACAGGGAUUCACAUGGACCCAUACCAGCAGCUGACAUUGCACAAAUAUCAGCUGCGAUCCGUGGUCUGGAGACGGCAGGAGAUAUGCAACUGGAAGAAGAACCAGGACAACUAGUGGAAGACUCUGAGGUUGUUCUGCACAAACCGGUCGAGCCCACUCCUAAAUCCACAGGUACUGAUCAUGAUCAGUCUGAAGAAGGUCCAGUCCAAAGUAACAAUGAGACUCUCCAAAUAGCAAAUGGUCAAGAUCAGCCAGUGCCGGUUGAAACCAGAUCAGACCGGUUUCAAAGUGGACUCCCUCUGGAUCAAACUGGAGUGUUAAAAUCACCAACUGAUCAGGUAGAGGAGGCUGUGAAAGCGUCACAUCAUCAUCAUCAUCGUAAUCAUCUCACCCAUCAUGCACCUGAACCAAGCACCACAGUCGCAACGGGCAGAAGGCGGAAACGAGAUUCAGAAUAAAGAAAAACUUCCUUGAGGAUAUCAUCUCUUCCAGCGUUUUCUGCUUUUAUAAAGACUGUGUAAAAGAUCUGUAGACUCAGGGCUCCUUUGAAGUAUGCUGUUUGCCCAUGAAUUAGGCCAACCAUCAGUGUGUUCUUGUAUAGUUUCAUUUAUUUAAUCUCAUAUAUCAAGACCAGUAAUUAUUCCAUUGUGAGGUUCCCUUUUUCAGCUGAAGUUUAACAUAUUUGGACUUCUGGUGAAGUAUGUGAAAAUGAGUAUAUUUCAUGUCGGACAGAGUAAUAAAUCUUGUCAUUACAAACAAUUGGCACUCUCAACGAUUAAACACAUAUACUCCACAUAGUGAUAGACUUACAGUAUUUUAAUUUGACCUGAUAAACACCUGGAAUUUUUUUUGGAGAAGAUCUGAUAACUAUGUGUUGGGGCUAAUACAAACUUUAUAAGCUGUAUAGGCAUCAAACUGCACAUAUCCAAGUGCCUUUAUAAUUCACUCCCACAGCAUAGAGUAAUACAAGUUUUUUUUUAAAAGUGAAUUCAUGAAUUUUUAAUAUUUUUGUUAGAUACUGUGCAAAUUUAUUUUGUAUGACUUUAUUUUAAAGGUUCUAAUUUAUAGAAGCAAAUAAUUAUCAAUCUGGACUAUUUUGUCCAUAACUCUAACUUGAAUUAAAAAAAA